GCAUCUUCUUCUACACCAUCUAUCUCUCACACAUUAACAACACACAUAAACAUGGGAUCCGUAAGCAGAGAGAUACUACACGACGUCCCACCAUACAUACGAGUCUAUAAAGACGGAACCAUCGACAGACUGGUCGGUACCGAGCUCAUCCCACCCACCACCGAUCCCAAAACCGGUGUCACCUCAAAAGACAUCAUAAUCUCCCCCGAAACCGGCAUCUCCGCCCGAAUGUUCCGUCCACCUCUGACCACCACCACCACCCAAAAACUCCCUCUCAUCAUCUACUUCCAUGGCGGAGCUUUCGUUAUCGCCUCCCCCGCCGAACCCAAGUACCACACCUCGGUCGCGAAACUCGUAUCGGAGUCACGCGCCAUCGCGGUAUCCGUCGACUACCGGUUAGCACCUGAGCACCCGCUUCCGACCGCCUUCGACGACUCCUACGACGCCCUCAAAUGGGUUUCCUCCCAUGCUCCGGGAGGAUCUCGACCCGGAUCCGAAUCCGGAUCUGGGUUGGAAGAGUGGAUUAAAAAUCACGUGGACUUUGACCGAAUUUUCCUCGCGGGAGAUAGCGCGGGGGCCACCAUAGCCCACCACCUUGCCAUCCGGGUCGGGUUAAAACCCGACCCGGAUGUUAUGUUUAAAAUACAGGGUAUGAUUUUAAUCAACCCGUAUUUUUGGGGGAAGGAUCCGAUCGGGUCGGAGAAAACCGACCCGGUGCGGAAGACUAUGGUGGAUAAGUGGUGGGAGUUUGUGUGUCCGUCGGAUUCGGAUCACGGGUUGGAUGACCCGUUGAUCAACCCGUUUGUAAAUGGGGCUCCGGAUUUGGCGGGUUUGGGUUGCGGGCGGGUCAUAGUGACCGUUUCGGAAAAGGAUAUAUUGAGAGAUAGAGGGUGGGCUUAUUACGAAGCGCUCGAGAAGAGUAAGUGGAAUGGGAAUGUAGAGAUGUUUGAGGUUGAAGGGGAAGAUCAUGUGUUUCAUAUCUUUGACCCGAAUGGAGAUAAAGCCGUGAAUAUGAUCAAGAAGUUGGCUAGUUUUGUAAGCCAAGAGUAAUAAUAAUAUGAUUUUGAUUUGAUUUGAUUUUGUGAAAGUGAUAUAUAUUUGGUCAUGUUUUGUAAAGUAGAAUAUGUUUUGUGAUGUGUUUGAUGAGUUGAAUUAAUUAUUAGUUGUUUUAUUUUAUACGUCAUGUGUUUGAUUUGUAAUUUUUUUAAACAUAAUUUUAUGAAAGGAUGACGAUAUUUGUUAUUUAAUUUCAA
This is a messenger RNA of Helianthus annuus (common sunflower), 1253 nucleotides long. Its product is annotated as probable carboxylesterase 2. The transcript has a single exon. The record is from RefSeq and is a predicted model, not a curated record. Lineage: Eukaryota; Viridiplantae; Streptophyta; Magnoliopsida; Asterales; Asteraceae. Bases 52 to 1050 code for a protein of 332 amino acids. Gene Ontology annotation, molecular function: hydrolase activity.